UAAGACUGAAAGUUCUCUAGUCAACAUUAGCGCCAUCUAUAUUUAAGUUCCAGUACUUAAAACUACGCCAUCUACCGCGAAGAAGAAUAAUUACUAACCUAAACUGAACUAUAUUUGUCGCUGAGUUUAGAAGUGAAUUCACAGUACAAUCUAAUUAUACCACACAACCAGGAAAAUACAUUGAAGAACUAACUGAAAUUACGACUAUGAAAAGUUAACGCCAUCUAAUGAAAGCUUAGUAUUAGCUUGAGGUUUAGUAUAAUCGUGAAUACGGUUAAACGACGUUUAGUUUCGCCCGCCCGAUGAUAUAAGAGUUUAACUGUACUGGUACUAAAAAUACAGUUCUCCAUGUGGUGGCAAAAUCAUCUUCAGAAGAGACCCGAACCAUCCGCCAACACCAAGAGAUACACAGUUGCCCAGCAAACAUCAUCUACCAGAACAUUCGGGCAACUGGUCAUAUAGGAUUCACGCAACUCAUAAAUAAGCAUCAUCUCUUGGCAUACUAAGAAUACUCCAUUUAAUGUCUGCGCCAUCUGACGUUAAAACUGAGAACUAGGAAUUAACAGCACUACAAUUCAAAUAGUUGCGUAUAAAUCUACGGCAACCGUUAAGAAAAUUCAACGAUAUCUAUCACCAUCUAUCGUGAAUGUACAUGGGAAGUCUGAGGAUUAGACUUAUUCAUAGAAAGGCAGCGACAUCUUUUAGUAAUCCCAUCGAACUACUCAAGAAGUGUCUCCAUCUAUCAAGAACUUCACAGUGAAGACAUCACUUACUCCGGACAACUCAAAAAACAACACCAAUUGCAGAAGAGGUUUGAAAGAUCAACGGAAAAUUAAAGUGGUUCAUAAGUUCAGAAACAAACAUUAAAAUCAUAGUGACGCCAUCUAUUAAUAAUACGGAGAACUACAAAUCAAAGUGACCGCGCUAUAGCAUAACUUUUGGCACUUCUACUGAAGAUCGAAAGUUCUGUGAAAGGGCAAUUGCCCAUUAAUAGUUACUGUUAGCUGAAAAGCGAAGUGAACCAGUGGAAAUAACAGCGGUAAUCACGGAGUUCUUCAAUAUGGUGGAGGAUACGGCGGCGGCGUCCGAGCGCGUCUCGGCGGCUGCCGUGCUCCAAUUCGCGGCGCGGGAGGCGCGCGAGGGGCGCCGGCUCGCGGAGUUCGGGGCUCAUGCAUUCGCCAGCGUCGCUUACAAUACCUAUACGGCUGUCGGCGACAUGGGCGGGAGCGGGACCAGUUCGUCCUCCUCGCACCUCUCACCAGGCUGGCAGGUCAACGACCUCGACUUAGAUUUACCCGGAGAAUUGUCUAUGAAUGAGGCGCUCCUGUCGCUGCCGUCGCUGGCGGUGUUCAAGCAAGAAGCGCCUUCCCCGACCGGCGCCGUGCUGUCGCCGCCGCGCCGCGCCUGGCCGCGCCGCCUGCCGGACAGACAGAUUAGCGACAUGGUGGUGGACGGGGCCGAGGAGGAGCACUCCCCGCCGCACGCCGCGCUUAUGCCCACACACGCCAACAGCCCUGAGAGCAUGCAAUGCCAGCCCACCCUCCAGGGCAGUAUGAUGCCAAUGAACGGAUACCACUCACCACCCGCACUAGACAAUAAAAACGGCGGUCUACUGAUGUGCUCGCCGGUCAGCUCGCUGGACGGGUUCCUGCACUCACCAGCACAGCCCCGUCCCGAACCCAGCUUCAAGGAUGACACCAGCGCGAUGGGUACAGAGUAUUGCUGCGGGCGCGGCAGCCAAUGGGACGGGUGCUAUGACGGGCCCCACACGUACAUAACCAAGUUCCAAUACGUGCUCGCGGCGGCGACAUCUAUCGCCACCAAACAGAACGAGGAGACACUGACGUACCUCAACCAGGGGCAGCCUUAUGAGAUCAAACUGAAGAAGUUGGGAGACCUGUCUCACUACAAGGGGAAGAUAUUGAAGAGCGUGAUCAAGAUCUGCUUCCACGAGCGACGCCUCCAAUACAUGGAACGCGAACAGAUCGCGCAGUGGCACGCGGAGCGCCCCGGCGAGCGCAUCGUCGAGCUGGACGUCCCUCUGUCGUACGGCGUGACCCGCGUGCAGCAGCCAGCUUGCCUUAACUCCCUGCACGUGUACUGGGACCCCACCAAAGAUGUUGGAGUCUACAUCAAGGUGAACUGCAUAUCUACGGAGUUCACAGCGAAGAAGCAUGGCGGCGAGAAGGGCGUGCCGUUCCGCAUCCAGGUGGAGACCUACCUCGCCAGCGACGAGAACACGCGUCUACACGCCGCCGCGUGUCAGAUCAAGGUGUUCAAACUGAAGGGGGCCGACCGUAAGCACAAGCAGGACCGCGAGAAGGUGAUGCGGCGCCCGCGGACCGACCUUGAGAAAUACCAGCCGGGCUGCGAGGCCACCGUGCUCACCACGCUGUCAAACGACGCGCUGAUGCCGCCCCCGUCUCUGGUCACCUCUUCACCCCCGUAUUCGCCUGAGCUAUGUGUGGUCCCAAAGGCUACAAGCCCCAUAGGAAACAAACCUAUGCCACAGCCAGCCAUACUUGCUUCCUCGAACCAGAUGAAGCCAUUAUACUGCCAAGAUGAGUCUGAGAUGAAAGUGACCACGUCGCCGUGCCACUCGCCCGGCGCCAUCUUGCCCGAUCUGCCACAACCCGCUGAAGAUCCCGACAAGAACUUGGGUCUGCCUGCGGAGGCGGGCGCGGGCGACACGGCGGCGUGGCUGGCGCGGCACCGCUUCGCGCAGCACGCUACCACCUUCGCCAACUUCUCCGGCGCCGACCUGCUCAGACUGUCCCGUGACGACAUCAUUCAGAUCUGCGGCCUGGCCGACGGCAUACGGCUAUUCAACGCUCUGCACGCCAAACGCAUCGAGCCUCGGCUGACGGUGUACGUGAGCGCGGGCGGCGGCGUGUACUCCGCGCUGUACCUGCACUCGUGCCGCGCCGCCGAGCUGCUGCACAAGCUGCAGGCGCUGCACCGGGCACAUGCACAGGGACACAAGGAAGUGGACACAGUGUUGGUGUCCGGCCCUAACGGCGCGCUGGUGCGGCUCACGGACGAGCUGGUGCGGCACCUGCCGGACAAGUCCACCUACCGCCUGCAGCGCCGCGACGACGCGCUGCUGCUCUCCAGCGAGCAGUGAGCGCACCACGUAGCCUAGGGACGAGCUGGUGCCACCUGCCGGACAAGUCCACCUACCGCCUGCAGCGCCGCGACGACGCGCUGCUGCUCUCCAGCGAGCAGUGAGCGCACCACGUAGCCUAGGGACGAGCUGGUGCCACCUGCCGGACAAGUCCACCUACCGCCUGCAGCGCCGCGACGACGCGCUGCUGCUCUCCAGCGAGCAGUGAGCGCACCACGUAGCCUAGGGACGAGCUGGUGCCACCUGCCGGACAAGUCCACCUACCGCCUGCAGCGCCGCGACGACGCGCUGCUGCUCUCCAGCGAGCAGUGAGCGCACCACGUAGCCUAGGGACGAGCUGGUGCCACCUGCCGGACAAGUCCACCUACCGCCUGCAGCGCCGCGACGACGCGCUGCUGCUCUCCAGCGAGCAGUGAGCGCACCACGUAGCCUAGGGACGAGCUGGUGCCACCUGCCGGACAAGUCCACCUACCGCCUGCAGCGCCGCGACGACGCGCUGCUGCUCUCCAGCGAGCAGUGAGCGCACCACGUAGCCUAGGGACGAGCUGGUGCGGCACCUGCCGGACAAGUCCACCUACCGCCUGCAGCGCCGCGACGACGCGCUGCUGCUCUCCAGCGAGCAGUGAGCGCACCACGUAGCCUAGGGACGAGCUGGUGCCACCUGCCGGACAAGUCCACCUACCGCCUGCAGCGCCGCGACGACGCGCUGCUGCUCUCCAGCGAGCAGUGAGCGCACCACGUAGCCUAGGGACGAGCUGGUGCCACCUGCCGGACAAGUCCACCUACCGCCUGCAGCGCCGCGACGACGCGCUGCUGCUCUCCAGCGAGCAGUGAGCGCACCACGUAGCCUAGGGACGAGCUGGUGCCACCUGCCGGACAAGUCCACCUACCGCCUGCAGCGCCGCGACGACGCGCUGCUGCUCUCCAGCGAGCAGUGAGCGCACCACGUAGCCUAGGGACGAGCUGGUGCCACCUGCCGGACAAGUCCACCUACCGCCUGCAGCGCCGCGACGACGCGCUGCUGCUCUCCAGCGAGCAGUGAGCGCACCACGUAGCCUAGGGACGAGCUGGUGCCACCUGCCGGACAAGUCCACCUACCGCCUGCAGCGCCGCGACGACGCGCUGCUGCUCUCCAGCGAGCAGUGAGCGCACCACGUAGCCUAGGGACGAGCUGGUGCCACCUGCCGGACAAGUCCACCUACCGCCUGUGAGCGCACCACGUAGCCUACGGCUGCUCUGCGUAUCGUCGGAUCUAUCCAGGGCUCGAGCUGAUGACGUUUCAUACAUCCGAAAGGCAUCUAUAAGCUGCGGUAGCCGCGUCCGGAUGGGCCGUAUGCUUAUUUGUUUACUUCUGAAGUAAUGUAAUAAAACUUGUAAC
This is a messenger RNA of Cydia splendana, 4502 nucleotides long. It is a transcript of the gene gem, whose product is annotated as transcription factor CP2. NCBI's taxonomy places the organism in Eukaryota, Metazoa, Arthropoda, Insecta, Lepidoptera, Tortricidae. The record is from RefSeq and is a predicted model, not a curated record. Gene Ontology annotation, cellular component: nucleus. Gene Ontology annotation, molecular function: RNA polymerase II cis-regulatory region sequence-specific DNA binding; DNA-binding transcription activator activity, RNA polymerase II-specific. Bases 1061 to 3124 code for a protein of 687 amino acids. Gene Ontology annotation, biological process: regulation of transcription by RNA polymerase II. The transcript is spliced from 20 exons.